Molecule: messenger RNA, 933 nt
Organism: Blumeria graminis f. sp. triticale
Lineage: Eukaryota; Fungi; Ascomycota; Leotiomycetes; Helotiales; Erysiphaceae
Source: the annotation of a GenBank genome assembly
AUGAACUGUAUCUACGCCUUUCUUUUAUACACGUCGCAUUUCCAUCAUCAGGUGGAUCGAAUGGUUAUCACGGGCGACGAGAACUUUCCUCUAUAUGCCGUCUUUGAUCCUCCGUCUAUCGGCAACUUCCCACGGCCGAUCAGGGAAUCUAGUCUGUUCAAGGUGGAGGACAAGGAUCGGUUCUACGGCACACACUGGGCGAGAUAUUGCUCGUCACGAAUGGACCAUCACUCGAUAGUAAAUUUUGUCGUCAAGGAUUCGAAGCCAAUAACGUCAAGCUCGCCAUUGGCAUUUUUCAAUGAAGCUGUGCUGGAAGAUGCUUGUCUUGCAUACUUGCAGCAAGUUCAAGUUUUCAACAGACCAGAGGCUCCCAUCAAAUUUUCAGACUAUGCGAAAAACAAACCAUGCAGUGAAAAUUUAGUGGCGAAUCUAGCUUUCCAGCAAAAAAUAUCAGUAGUGGGACCGUAUCGUCAUUUUGUCCCGCUGCAAGCUAAUAGCUUGAUGAAGGUAGCAGCAGAUGAGCCGAUAAAAUUGAACAGACUAGUUCUCUACGGUCUUAUUUUCAAGGGAGAAAGCAUUUACAACAACAACCAAGCUCUUGCUUGGUAUCAAGGUCAUUUGCAUCUGAUAGAAUGGGACAAACAGAAAAGAAUGUGGUAUUUCCUGACGAACCUUCGGCCUGAGGCGCCAAAUGGAGCUCUGAUUGCCAGGUUUUUGGACGAUAAUUAUCCUACAAGUGAAAGGUCAUAUGAUAGUUUCGUCGCUGACUGCCUUGACAAAGAUCUACCAGUCUAUUUAGACACACAGAGUAGUAACUGCCCAGCUUCAGACGCCGUUGACCAUAGUUGCCUUACUCUAUUUAUGAGAGAGGGAGAGUUUAAAGCCUCACUUGCAAGGGGUCCUAUAGGUGCAGACCUUUCCCUGCCCUUUUAA